This is a messenger RNA of Drosophila ananassae, 4014 nucleotides long. RefSeq lists its product as uncharacterized. The record is from RefSeq and is a predicted model, not a curated record. NCBI's taxonomy places the organism in Eukaryota, Metazoa, Arthropoda, Insecta, Diptera, Drosophilidae. Gene Ontology annotation, molecular function: alpha,alpha-trehalase activity. Gene Ontology annotation, biological process: trehalose catabolic process. Bases 110 to 3829 code for a protein of 1239 amino acids. The transcript has 4 exons.
UUAAAUUCAGAGAACUUGGCCAGUCAGAACUUGGUUUGGAUGUCAGUCAACCGGUUCUCUUUCUUGGCCUUUGGACAAAACACACAGACACUAACAGGUCCAAAAAAAUAUGGCGGCUAAGUGUAGCUGUGCCGGGCACAGCUUAGGCGGACAGAACAAGGAAGUCUUCUGCACAGGCCCGUUGCUAGACACAGUUCAAAGGUCCAAUCUGUUUCCCGAUUGCAAACACUUUGUGGACAUGAGUUGCAUAUACACUCCAGCCCAAACCAUGGCCGAUUUCAAAUUGUUUAGUAAUUGUCGAAAGAACGAUGGUUCCCUCCAUUUCUUGGGCAUGUUUGUGGAGAAACACUUUAAUGAGCCUGGUAAUGAUCUGGUUCCCUGGACUCCAACAGAUUGGAAAAGUAGUCCUCCGUUCCUCGCCAAAGUUCAUGAUCCGGAAAUGAAGAAAUUUGGAUCCGAUGUCAAUACCAUUUGGAAGGAUCUAGGACGAAAAGUGCACGAGAACGUCAGAGAACAUCCCGACCAAUUCUCGAUUAUAUACAUACCCAAGCCAUUUAUUGUUCCCUCGGUUAACCACAGAGAGUACUGGUACUGGGACUCCUUUUGGAUUGUUCGUGGCUUGCUGCACUGUGGCAUGUAUGAGACGGCAAAGGGCAUGAUUGACAACUUCCUGGUGUUGGUUCGUCAGUACGGAUUUGUGCCUGGGUGUGGAAGGAUAUACUGCUCGGGUCGGUCGAAUCCUCCAAUGCUGAUCAUGAUGAUGAAGUCGUAUGUGGAGGUAACAAAGGACGAAGCAUAUGCCAUCAAAGCCCUGCCCCUACUUGAACUCGAGUACGAGACGUUUCUGCACUACCAUGAGGUAAAGGUGAAGGGAAGGACAAUGUAUCAGUAUCGGGAUAGCUCCACAGGGCCACGACCUGAGGCAUAUAGGGAAGACCUUGAAACGGCAGAGCACAUCGAGUCGCCGGAACUCAAACAGGCUCUAUACACACAACUGAAGUCGGCCUGUGAAUCCGGCCAGGAUUUCAGUUCCCGCUGGUUUGUAGCAGCAGAUGGAUCUAACCGGGGCACCAUCGCGGACACCAGAACCUCUGCCAUUGUACCGGUAGAGUUGAAUGCCAUCAUCUUCCGGAGCGGCAAGAUCCUGGCCGAGUUCCAUCGCAAAAGUGGCAACACCAAAAGGGCAGAUCAAUACCAGGAACGGGCUUGCAUCCUGGUAAAGGCCAUUCGCGACAUUAUGUGGAACGAUGAGGCCGGAAUUUGGUUGGACUACGAUCUGGAAAACAAAAAACCGAGAAACUUCUUCUGUUGCACCAACUUUGCCCCGCUAUGGGCCAGGGCUUUUCCUUUAGUCGACACGGACAAGGUGUCCAGCUCGGUGAUGAAGUAUAUUGAGACGAACAAUCUCGACAAGAUGUACGGCGGAGUGCCUCAUACGAUGAACAAGUAUUCGUACCAGAAGUGGGACUAUCCCAACUCCUUUCCGCCCAUGAUGUUUAUCGUUAUCGAGGGUCUGGACAAUCUGGGAACUCCAGAGUCAAAGGCCAUAUCCAAGAAAUGGGCUCAUCACUGGACCAAGUCCGUCUAUGCCGCCUACAAAUAUGAGAAUCGCAUUUUUGAGAGGUACAACUGCAAGGAAUUUGGCCAGCCUGGAGAUCGGAGUGGGAACGCCCAGUUCACGGGAUACGGCUGGACCAUCGGAGUUGUGUUCGAGUUUUUGGCUAAGCACGGCAAAGAUAUGGUUAUCGAUCCCAGUCCAGGAGGGAUGGAGGAAAGUACCCCUGCCAAUGCGUCUAUUGAAAAGAACGAAUUCAUAAUCACAAGCGAGGCGAACAUGGAUUCUGGAAUUGACGGCGGAUCAGGGGUAGGAAACCAGUGCCAGUGUUCAUGUGGAUUACCACCCGAGUCAAAGGUUCCCAGUCAUGCCACACAUGCUACUGAACAUUCCGCCCCAUUAGGAGUGAUGCAAAAGUUCCAUACUCCGGCCACUGGAGGUGCUUCUCCCAAAUGCAUUUGCGAAUUUCCCUCCGACGCUAGCUCUGGGACUUCGACUACAAAAUCUGAAGCGAAAUCUGUUCUGAACGGAACAGGUGGCACCUGUGGAAUCUGUGGAAACUGUGUUCAAGAUCAAUCCCCGCCCCACCUUGAAGGUGGCCAAUGUUCCUGCUCCAAAGAUGAUAAGAAAGAAAAAAGUUCGCAAAAAGGAAAUUCGCGGCAACAAGGCCACCAAAGGCAGGGGGUUCUCUGUGCCUGUGGCGCCCUGCUAGGAAAUAACUAUGGUAAUCGUAAAGAUCGCUCUCAACCCAAGCAGUACGAAGCCCCAAAACCUUGCGUGGUUACCGCAGCUCAGCCAGAAGCCGGCGCCGGCGGCUGUGGCUGUGGGCAAGGUCCUGCGGCAGCACCAGCACCAGCUCCCCAGCCGCAAUCUUGUUACUGUUCACCACUGCCGCAGUCCCCGCAAUCUCCACCAGAACCGACGGAAGCCGGCGCUGGCGCGUGUGGCUGUGGGAUAGGUGCCGCGGCAGCACCAGCUCCACCUCCCCAGCCGCAAUCCUGUUACUGUUCACCACCGCCGCAAUCCAUGCAGCAAUCCCCGCCACAAUCCCCGCAGCAUUCCCCGCAAAUGCAGACUGUCCUCUCGGAACACGAUCCAAGUUGUGCUUGCUACAUUGCUAGGAAGCAGAUGGAGGCCGAAAAGCAGGCGAACACGCAUUCGCAAGCAUCCCAAGCCGGUUGUUGUCCCAUGUGCUCAUCUCCAUCUCAGUCUGCCAAAAGUUCACAGGGAUCCGAGGGUUCAGCGGCUCCGGUACCCUCAAAACAGUUAGCGGCUCCGGUACCCACAAAACAGUCAGCGCCCACCUGUGGUUGUGUCGGAUCUUCAAUGCCACCUAAGGAGCAAUCCGCACCAGCCGCUAAAAAAGUGGAGCCGACUCCAUCGGCUCGGUCACUUCUAAACAAAUCCGCAGGCUGUUGUUUUUGUGAGAAUGAUCAGGGACCCAAUAUGCGGGAGGAGGAGAAAAAGAAGUUCGAGGCCAAAAUGCAGGAAUGUUUAAAGGGCCAAAUGUCAAUGGUUCAGGAGCGCAAUAACCAAAUUAAAAAUAAGGAGGCUGAAGACCAGGCCAAGAACUGUGACCCGGAAACAAAGCCGAAGCCGCAGGAUUGCUCCAGCGCCCUGAAGACAUCGAAGAGCGGCCAGCAGGGAGCCGUGUGCUCCUGUGCUGCUGAGGAGGAGGAGGAUGAUGAGGAAAAGUUGAAGCGGCAGCAGGAGCAACUGGUGGGCCACUAUGCACCAUUAUCUGAUGGAUUGGCGGGCGAAGAAUGUCCUGAAGGAUUAUUUGGAAAGAAAAAAGUGAAGAGAGGCUGCUGUACCUGCGAUACGGAGGAUUGUCCAGAACAAGAAGAAUCUGGUCCAGUGGCAUCAGCAAAAGCCAUGUCAUGCUCGUGUGGUGGAGGAACGGCUCCGCCUCCAACUACAUUCCUCUGUCCACAUUGUGGAGGCAAUCAGAAUGAACCUGGCACGAGAUCAGUAGGCACCAAUCGUCCUUCCAUACCCACGCAGCCGAACCGAAGUUCACCCAAACUGGGUGGCAAAGACGCCGAUUGUAUGUGUUCGGCGAGUCCUGGAAGUCCUGGCAAAUCGGGCUGCGAUCGCUGUACUGCACAUUUAACUUCCGACUAUUCGCCCGAUAACGGACGGACUCCCGUCUUCAACAAGCAGUUCCCACUAAAGGAUCGCGAUGGCGACGAGUGCGAUGCUCUUCCAGACCCCAAUGCAGGUAAGGAUAAAAAGAAAUGCUGCAACUGCGAAAAGGAAGAAGAACAGGAGUGAGAACUGGACUGAGAAAGAGACUGAACUCAAAAUUAUAGAAAGUUUUAGAAAAAUAGCCAUAGUUAUUUUCCGGUAAAAAUUCAAAGUCCUUCUAUCUCUUCAAUGCUUUCGACAUUUUGUGUUGUAGAGUUAUGCAAACUGCACUACUUUCUGAAACAAAGGAUCCAAUAAAGCAGAAGAUAGUU